ACAUUUUCAUCGUAUCGCUGGUUUUACCUGCCUUCAGAAUCAUGAAAUCACUUUGGCUAGUUUAAGAUUUUAUUUUAUUUUGUGUAACCCUUCCGGAAAUCUAGGACCUUUGUAUCAAGAAAGUUCAAAACCAGUAAACCACAGAGGCUUGUAUGUAUAUUAUGUAAUGUACCUAAACAUUUUGUUUGUUUCAUAUUUUCAUACAGCGCACAUCAAUUUGGCGUUCUUUCUCGAAGAGGAGGACACAGAAAACGAAAAGACCUACCCGAGGUUCAUUUACUUUCCUGAUGGUGAUGGCAACUUAGUCAAAGUUGAUUUGGAAGCUAAGCCUGAACAUGAACUCCUGCGGGAAUGCGAAAAAGAUCCCCAUGUUGGGAACCUGUACCUGCUUUAUACUUGUAAUAACAAUAAAACAGCCCAGAUAUUAGUCAUGAAUAAUGCAUCUUCGAUCAAAAAAUCGAACUACAACCCAUCUGUUCCUUCCGUGGUGAUCGUUCAUGGAUACAUUACCAACAGGAAUUCUAUGAUCAACAUGGUACUCAGAGACGCGUUUCUGGGACGGAGCGAUGUCAACGUUAUCGUCUUGGACUGGAGUCGCUAUGCAUAUUCUUUAUACACCACCGCAGUCCGAGUCAUCCCAUUCCUUGGUCGUGGCUUGGCAUAUUUCCUCAGAUUCCUCAUCAGCACCACUGGUGGAAGCUUGAACAACGUCCAUCUGGUUGGAUUCAGUCUUGGUGCUCACUUGGUAGGUAAUGCUGGCAGGGAGCUGUAUGGAGAAAUAGCCCGUAUCACAGGUAAUAAUAGGGUAAUUGACAUACUUUUUUGGGCCGUCAAAACGAGACUCUCCCGGUGUUUUAUGGCAGAGGAUUAUGACGUCAAAAACGUAAACGCUCUUAAUGGUGCCAACUUUGUUUAUAUCCAAAGAUCUCAACAUUUUCCUUUCAAGCCCAAUGCAGGCUUAAUAAAUGUUAAUAAUGUUACAGCGCUUGACCCAGCUGGACCUCUAUGGACCAAAAACGCGCAAAGGAUUAACCGUUACGAUGCUGUAUAUGUCGAAGCUAUCCACACUUGCGGUGGCAGCACUGGCCUAGGCCUAGGCUUGCCUAUCGCUCAGGCUGACUUCUUCCCCAAUGGUGGCGUCUCACAGCCUGGUUGCCAUGACCCUGUCUGUGACCAUACCCGAGCCUGGCAGCUGUUUGCCGCAACUGUCACUUACGACCAUUUGACUGCCAACCGAUGCAAAUGUCGUAGUCAAAUACAUAUUAACAAGUGCUGUGGUACUACAAUGAAAAUGGGAAAUGAUGAUCUUAACAAGCACGGAGUUGGUUACUACCGCGUAGACACAGCAAUGAGUUAUCCAUACAAUGAAACGUACUAA
This is a messenger RNA of Ostrinia furnacalis (Asian corn borer), 1378 nucleotides long. Its product is annotated as pancreatic lipase-related protein 2-like. Gene Ontology annotation, biological process: lipid catabolic process. NCBI's taxonomy places the organism in Eukaryota, Metazoa, Arthropoda, Insecta, Lepidoptera, Crambidae. The transcript is spliced from 5 exons. Gene Ontology annotation, molecular function: lipase activity; serine hydrolase activity. The record is from RefSeq and is a predicted model, not a curated record. The coding region runs from base 167 to 1378 and encodes 403 amino acids.